Culex quinquefasciatus (southern house mosquito) is the source of this 1361-nucleotide messenger RNA. RefSeq lists its product as uncharacterized. The transcript is spliced from 5 exons. Bases 183 to 1361 code for a protein of 392 amino acids. NCBI's taxonomy places the organism in Eukaryota, Metazoa, Arthropoda, Insecta, Diptera, Culicidae. The record is from RefSeq and is a predicted model, not a curated record.
GAUCGUGCUCGUGCGUGGUGCGUGUUUUUUAAGUUUUCCAAGUUUUUCUUAAACUUUUAGAGUUGUUCCUGAAGAUUAUGGCCACUCCGGUGGACCAUGUGCUGCACGAUCGAGAGGUCAACUAGUUUCCCGGUACCGAGUCGUUUUGCAUCUCGCUGGAAUCUUCGUAUUCGAUCCAACAGAUGAUCUUAUCUGAUGAUGAGUUGCGUUGCACGCAAGGUUGCACCCGGUUGUCACGGCUUUAUAGAAGACGCAUCUUGGAGAAAUACGCGAAAAUCGAGGUGAUCUUCAAAGCCAACGGAACGUCCAGAGUUCGACUCGGUUUGCAACCACGACGUCUAACGGUCGAGUGCAAAAAACUUCCGUUGAUUGGCGCUGCUGGAGGUAGCGAAACGGGACCUGCAGAACCAGGGGCAGAACCCGAACCGGAAACGAGCGCAGAAUCAGAGCCACCGACCGCCACCGGAGCCCGCUACGGAACUAGAACCGGAAAGCACCUGCUUCGGAACCAUCGGCCGAACCAGGACCGCAUCCAAGGCCCGAGGUGUCCUCCAAACCGGAACCGGAAAGUACUUCCGAGCCGGGAUCAUCCUCAGAAAGUACCUCGGAACCAGAAGGCAGAAAAUGGAACUCAAGUCCAAGAAGAUAAAGCGUGCCACCGGAGACUCCCGUCCACCAGCGAGCGAGAACCCGAGCCAACAUUCGAGCUGGAGCCCAAAUCGAAACCCAAAACAAUGCCGUCCUCUGUGUCGGAACCCAUGGCCGAAAUCACGGCCAAACCCAAACCAAAAAACCACCAACACACGUGGACGUGGACUCCGCGGCACGACUUCAACGUGAUGGACUGCACAGACAUCGUGAUCGGAACAGCCCGCGAGGAAACUUACCGCGUGUGUGACUACUACACCCGUGAUCGGUCCACACCGCGAGGACUUUCUGGAGGACAAGUCGGAUCUGACCGCCACCGGAGGGUUCGAGGUGGACGGCACCACGGCGAUCGUCACAGUGUAUGUCAGCCGAAGCGAGUCGCUACAGUGAAACUAACACCAUUUUUCGACCACACAACUCUUUACUCGAACCGGCUGGACACCGGUGAUUGUACGUGCUGUGACCACGUGGAGGUCGCUGACUAUCUGCACGACUCCAAGCCGACACGCGGCGACUCCGAGGUCGCUGGAGAUCUACACGACGAUCUGCACGACUCCAAGAGGACAUCUAACGGUGGCCACAACCGUUUGCUACCGUUCAGACCACCCGAGAAGGACGACAUCAACGUGUCUGACACGUGCCAAGACGGAUCGUCACGUGGACUGAAGAGGCUGCGCAACUGUUCGUUUCUACCGGUGAGUGCUAAAGAAUAG